Messenger RNA from Brachypodium distachyon (stiff brome), 972 nucleotides. RefSeq lists its product as uncharacterized. The transcript is spliced from 2 exons. Bases 1 to 972 code for a protein of 323 amino acids. NCBI's taxonomy places the organism in Eukaryota, Viridiplantae, Streptophyta, Magnoliopsida, Poales, Poaceae. The record is from RefSeq and is a predicted model, not a curated record. Gene Ontology annotation, molecular function: nucleic acid binding; zinc ion binding.
AUGUCGGCAAUCACCAAGCGCGAGUUUGACGAACUUGCACAGCAUGGUGGUAACUACCUUGCAUGGGCAACUGAUGUGGAAAUCUGGCUCGAGGGUAAACAACUCUUGAGCCCGAUUGGCUUGGAUGGCAAAGGUGCCCCUGCUGCCACGUCGGCUGAGAAUGCCCAGGCUUUGCACUUCCUACGCCACCACCUCUGCGCCACACUCAAGGUUGAGUACAUGGCUGAGCGGAGUGCCUUAGCCUUAUGGACCACCCUCAAACGCCGGUUCGAAAGACUAAAGUACUCCACCCAGCCCCAGGCAGAGGCGGAAUGGGCCGUCACCGAUAGCCAGAAGAUUGAGAAGACUCUCUCAACCUUUCAUCCGGAUGCCGUGCAAUCCUCCUGGAGCUACCGGCAGGCGAACUACAAGGAAUAUUCUGAGCUGAUCGACAUCCUCCAAGUGGCUGAGGCGCAUGACGAGGUUCUCAAAAAGAACUUUGUCGUGCAACCACUGGGGGCUAGUGCGCGUCCAGAAGUGCAGGCCAACGCUUUCAAAAUCCGCAAGCCCCUCAAGAAGAAGAGGGGCAAGAAGGCAAGGAAGGACACGAAGGAGGCCAAGGUGCCCAAGGGGCCCCAAGUGUGUUUCAGGUGCGGCGGGAAGUCUCAUUAUUCCCGCGAAUGUCGCACAUCUCAGCACGUAGCGGAUGCUUAUAAGGCGAGAAAGGCACAUGGUGCCAACCUCACCAUCUACGGAGGGGGAGGAUCUGUGGCGCCCCAAGUGGCGCCGCCACAGAUGAUCCCUACACCGCCAUCCCUGGCAAUGUUACAGGCAUCCACUACUGACACCACCACACCGACGGAUGUUGAGCCCUCGGGGAAUCCACCAUCUGGUCUGGACUUGGGAGACGCUGCAACACUUUUCACCAUGGAUAACAUGACCGCAAACAAGAUUGCGCUUGAGGUCAAUGGUCUCAUGGAAGAGUCUACCUAG